This is a messenger RNA of Eremothecium gossypii ATCC 10895, 1728 nucleotides long. RefSeq names its product rRNA-processing protein SAS10 (gene SAS10). Gene Ontology annotation, cellular component: nucleolus; small-subunit processome. Bases 1 to 1728 code for a protein of 575 amino acids. Gene Ontology annotation, biological process: maturation of SSU-rRNA from tricistronic rRNA transcript (SSU-rRNA, 5.8S rRNA, LSU-rRNA). The record is from RefSeq and is marked provisional. The transcript has a single exon. NCBI's taxonomy places the organism in Eukaryota, Fungi, Ascomycota, Saccharomycetes, Saccharomycetales, Saccharomycetaceae.
AUGAAGACUCGCAAUUCUGCAAAAGGCGUAUCGUCCGAGGACCCGUAUGGCGCGAAUGAGGUAGAUGACUUCGCCGCCAAGCGCGAGAAGGUGAUGCUGGAGGAAGCCGGGCUGGACGGGCGCUCCGACAGUGAUGAUUCAGACGUGCCAGAUGAGCAGGAGGAUGAAGUCAUGGCAAUGACGGACGACUCUAGCGACGAAGAUUCAGCGCUAGACGGCGAGGAAGCAUACAAGAGGGUGUUUGGCAGACGGCUUGACGCCGACAUAGAGGAAGCGGAACAGGGUGACAUGCUGGAUAAUGAGGCAGCAUGGGGCUCGACAAAGAACGACUACUAUGGUGCGGACGAUCUUGACGACGAAGAUGCGGCGCGGGAGAUUGAGAAGGAAGCCCUGCAGCAACAGCGGAAGCACCUAGAGGAAUUGAACAUGGGCGACUUCCUAGAAGAUGAGAUAGAGCAAGACUGGGUGAAGGAGGCCAAGGCCUUUGACAUUGGCGAGUUCCAAGCAUCCACGCAGCAGACCUCCGUCUCCGUGGCGGACGUGCUGAACAUGAGCAUAGAGGGCAAGGAGAGUUUUCUCAAUACUUCGUUUCCUGAGUUCUACCCGCUAUGCAAGGACUUCGAGAAGCGUAACGCCGAAUUAGAGCUCUUGAAGGAGGAUGAUCAAACAGAAGUCAACAGGCUGAGGAUCAUGGCACUGUCUUCAUAUUUGGGCACCAUAGCAUCCUAUUUUGCGAUCUUCUUACAUGAACUGAAGACCAAUGAGGACUUCAGCACCAUGAAGGACCACCCUAUCAUGGAGAGCAUUUUAAUGAGCAGAGAAAUGUGGCGGCAGGCUAAGGAGCUUCCGGCAGAUGCCGUGGUGCCAGAGGGCGAGGAGCAGGUGUCGGAAGACGAGGAGGAGCCAAACAGUGUAUAUGAAUAUGAAGCACCUAUGGAGGAAUCUGGCGACGAACAAGAGCAAGACAUGUCCGCUGAGAGCGCAGAGGGAGACUCUGAUGUUCAAGAGGAGCUGGAUAUCGACGUAAGCAAACCGCGUAUCAAGAAAUCACACAAGAAGGCUGCGACACAAGAUGCCGACGACUUUGCGGAAUCUGAGAUAACAGAAGUCGAUGCGCAGGAAAAGCAGAAACGUAGAAAGACCCUGCGUUUCUACACCUCUAAGAUCGACCAGAAGGCAAACAAGACGGAGAAGUUCAAGGGUGACGACGACAUACCGUACAAGGAAAGGUUGUUUGAGAGACAGCAGCGCCUGCUGGAAGAAGCCAGAAAGCGCGGGGUGCAUGACAAAAAUGGCGCCGACCUCCAGAAUGACGAGUUCAACUCGGAUGACGAACGCACUGCCCAGUCCGUUAAUGCUGAGGCUGUAGACGACUACUAUGCACAGGUGAGCGCCAGCAGAGUUGCGAAGAAGGAAACGCGGAUGAAGGCCCACAAGGAUGCUCUGAGAGCGGUCAGGGAAGGCAAGCUAAGCGAGCUGGCCGAAGAGGUUGACGAGCAUGGCAAACGUGCCAUCAACUACCAGAUUCUGAAGAACAAGGGUCUGACGCCCAAACGUAAAAAGGACAACAGAAACUCGCGUGUUAAGAAGAGAAAGAAGUUCGAGAAGGCGCAGAAGAAACUCAAAUCCGUGCGUGCCGUCUACUCCGGUGGCCAAAAUGGUGCAUACGAGGGUGAGCAGACAGGUAUCAGGAAGAACGUCACUAAGUCGGUCAAGUUUAGAAGCUAG